AUGAAGCUGGCGCCAUUGUUGGGAGGAGAGCCUCUCCCUGACAGAGCCUAUGUUUGGUGUCGGUUGGCGCUUCUCUAUCACUCCUUAGCCACAAAUGUGAAAAUAUUUGACGUGGAAAAACUUAACCUGUUCGAUGGAGACAUUAUUCUGAGCCGCGAGAACGUAGAUGUCAUCUUGGCUACAUUCUACCCUACGCCAGACCUGCAGUAUGCCGCCAUGGACGCUGCCCGUGACUACCAGAGACAUCGCUCUCGGGCGCGCCCCAAGAGGAAAGCGGUUGCAGACGGAUCACUGACAUGGGACAAUGCCUUGGUUCCCUUCAGCAUUGACGAUAAGCGAAUUGGCAAGCAUCAGAAAGAUGUUAUAUAUGAAGCUAUUUCUCAAUGGGAACAAAGUACGUGUGUCAGAUUCCAGGAACAACGAGGUCGAGCCUUUCAACCUCACGUCUACUUCAUGGGGGUUGGUGGCUGUUCGUCGUCCUUCGGUAGACAGUCUUCAGGCCAGUUCGUCUAUCUUGGAGAGGGCUGUGAUGUGGUUGGUAUAGCGGCUCACGAAAUCGGUCACGCUCUUGGGUUUUACCACGAGCAUGCGCGACCUGAUCGCGACCGAUACGUUUCGAUCUACACUGACAACGUUGGACAGAGAUAUCACCGUCAGUUUGUGAAAUCCGAGUGGACGAACGCCAAAACGUUCGGCAUCCCGUAUGACUACUCGUCGGUCCUGCAUUACUCUUCAACCACUUUCGCUGAGCAGAAACAAUCUAUUGUGACGAAAGACCCGGAAAUGCAGAAAGUCAUCGGCCAGAGGGAAGGCGUUUCAUUCUUUGAUAUAAAAAUGGCGAACAAAGUUUACUGUUCAGACCGGUGUGAGGGUCGUUCUUUGGAAUGGUCGGAGUGCGCACAUGGCGGGUACAGAAACCCCAACAACUGUUCUUCCUGUCUCUGCCCUCGAGGGUUGGCCCCACCCAGGUGUGAAAGCCCUGCCCCAGGGGUAAACGGUACGUACCACUUCAGGGCCUCUUCGCCAGGAAAGCAUAUAAAGCUGGAAUUUUCAGGAAAUUUUGAUUUCAACGAGGAAAGGGAGAACAGUGUUUGUUACGACUAUGUUGAAGUUCGUUAUAAAGGACUAGAGAGAGCAGGUCCGAGGUUUUGUGGUAGGGCAAGACCAACGAAGACGUUCAUCUCGCACGGUGAGGAAGUUCUCUUAUCUAUCAACACUGAUCCCCUAGCGUAUGGAAAACAAGGCUUCAGGGUGAAAUACAGCGAAGGUGGUGGAUCAUCAGGACAUCAGGUUAGAAUCGUUACACAACCACCAGUCAUUCCCUCCACCAGACGAUCAACUACAACAACGACAACAACAAGACGGCCAUAUCGAGCGUUCAUUUUUAACCGAUUGUUCACCCAGGCCCCUCGUAUUGCCAAGGUGGUGAAGGCGACGGCGGUGAGCUCCUGGGGUACUUGGAGUGCGUGGACAGCGUGUUCAGCCACAUGUGGGUUGUGUGGCAAACAGGAAAGACGCAGAAGUUGUCGAGAAAACAAUUGCAUGUAA
Liolophura sinensis is the source of this 1548-nucleotide messenger RNA. Its product is annotated as zinc metalloproteinase nas-36-like. Gene Ontology annotation, biological process: proteolysis; molting cycle, collagen and cuticulin-based cuticle. The record is from RefSeq and is a predicted model, not a curated record. Gene Ontology annotation, molecular function: zinc ion binding; metalloendopeptidase activity. The coding region runs from base 1 to 1548 and encodes 515 amino acids. The transcript is spliced from 10 exons. NCBI's taxonomy places the organism in Eukaryota, Metazoa, Mollusca, Polyplacophora, Chitonida, Chitonidae.